Epinephelus fuscoguttatus (brown-marbled grouper) is the source of this 11166-nucleotide messenger RNA. RefSeq names its product RAB44, member RAS oncogene family (gene rab44). The transcript is spliced from 11 exons. Bases 90 to 9926 code for a protein of 3278 amino acids. The record is from RefSeq and is a predicted model, not a curated record. Lineage: Eukaryota; Metazoa; Chordata; Actinopteri; Perciformes; Serranidae. Gene Ontology annotation, molecular function: GTPase activity; GTP binding.
CUUCAGCACUGCCUGACAUGACAUUACAAAGCAUCUCGUGUCAUGAGAGAACAGAAGUGCCAGAUUUGGGUGAGAGAAGAUAAGAAGUCAUGUCCGCUCAAAGUGCAAAGAAAAAAAGAUUUGGUUCACGUCGCCGAGCAGCAAACCAAAAUGAAAUAUCUAAGGGUGAUGAGUUCCACACAACGGACAGUACCUUUGUAGCUCAAUACCACAUACCAGAAGAAAAUACUGAGUCAUUAAAUGAAGUUGCUAGUCCUGACAAUUCACAGUCUGAAACACAACCCCUACCUUCACCUGAACUCUCAGGGAACAGGAGAAAACUGGGAUCUAGUCGAAGAAAUAAAAGACAGCAUGUUAAGGACUCGGAGACUGAAUCGCACCACAACCCCAGAGAGGAAGUUGAGGAAAAGACCAGGGGAGAGGAAACCACUGAAACGAAACAAAUGUCACUUGUAAUACAACAUAAGAGGCAGGAAGAGUUAAGUCAGGGGGCUGUGGAUGAUAUGUCUGCAACGCAUGACGAGUCUUUGUAUUCAGCCGUUACACCUUCUGAGGUUCAAAACUCUACAAUAAACUAUGCAGAGGCUGACCUGGAAAGUUUAAUUCCCAAAAGUGAAAAUCUGCAAGUAGACCAAGAUGAAAAUGAGACCAACUCUAGGGUGGUUUCUGACUCUUGUAAAUUAGUGGAAUAUAUGCAGGAAGGAAAUGACAAAUCUGACACUCUUCACAGUGAGGACGUCAAAGAAAGUGAACAUCUUGUUGGCAUCUCUGAGUUAACUACUUUAAGUGUACUUUCAUGCCCAACAGUAGAUCCUCAGCUGAUUGACCAAUUAAAUUCCAGGGAAAUGCCAGAAGAAAAAUUUCCAAAUAUGUAUUCUACAACAGAAAAAGACAGCAAUGAAAGAGACGACAACAUAGAAUUGUUAAAGCAGGAUGGAAACUUACAGGGCAACUUCUUAGUGAGUGAGUCACAUGUAGAAUCAGUUGCUAUGCAGUUUUCUACCACACCAGUGAUAACCACAGAAAAAAUGAGCUCAAGAGAAAACACUGACACUGAAUGCAGUGUUUGGCAAGCAGCAAUUUCAACAGCAGAAGAGGUGUUACAUACAGAUGAGGAACAAAAUGAACAUUUCAACUUAUCUGAAGUCAAAGGUGAUCAUCAGUCAGAAGACGCUGAAAACAAAGUUCGUGAACAAAAGAUUAAGCCAACAGAAAUACAUGAAAUCACAUCUGAAAUGUUGAUACAUGAUGCCACAGAAAAUCCUGAAAACCUUACAGACCAAACUGACAUGAGUGGCACACAGCAGCCUGAGUUCGUUGUGAAAAUCACAGAUGAUUGUCUCACCAGUAAUGAAAUUUCAAGUUCUGACAGCAAACAGGAUGAGCAUCAUACAGAUGAAAGCAACGCUGAAGCUUUAGAGGAGAAAAAUGAGGAUUAUCAUGUAUAUCAUACCAAGAAACCACCAAUCAGCAACAAAGAAAGAGUAGACACUGUACUUGGUCAGGUGUAUGAGAUGGAAGGCCAAGUAGAGGAUGAUAUAAAACUCAGUGUUGAACAAACAGGUCAUCAGGAGAAGGAUAGACUUUUCUAUGAAAUGGAGGAGAGUGAGUCCCCCUUACGAACCCUGAAAUCAGAAAUAAAUUCUCCUUUUGAUUCCCAACACCAGCAAAAUGACACAGACUUCAACCCCCUUGGGAACAGAAGAAAACUGGGGUCUAGUCGUAGAAAUAAAGGACGACAACAUGUCAAAGACCCUGAUGCUGAAUCAUACCACAAACCUGCAGAGGAUGUUGUUGGAAAUACCAGGGAUAAUGAACCCCUUGAAACAACAGAAAUGUCACUGACAAUAAAAACAGCAAUGCAGGGAAAAACAAAUGAAACCAUGCUGGAAGGAAUCAACAAAUUUGACACUACUGAGACUGAAGAUGUUGGUGAUCAAGUUAAAGAAAAUGCACUUUGCACUGAUAUACAGCUUCCCAGUUCGUGUUCUGUAACUGAAAGAAAGGAAAGAGACGAGAACACGGAACUGCUUAAGCAGUGGGGAAUUUUGCAGUCCAACGAUUUGGUGAGUGAGGGUGUAGAGUCGUCUAUCGCAUCAGAGAUAACCACAGAUAAUCAUGACCCCAGAGAGCAUACAGAGCCUGAAUGUAGUGUUGAACAAGCACUAUUUUCAUUGCCAAAAGAAGAGUCACCAACAAAUGAGGAACAAAAUGAGCAUUUCAACUUGUCUGAAGUCAGAGGUGAUCAUCAGUCAGAGGAUGCUGAAAGUAAAGUGCAUGAACAGGAAAUUAAACCAACAGAAAUGCCUCAAACUGAAUACUCAUCUGAAAUGUUGAUACAUGAUGCCACAGAGAAUCCUGAAAUCACCUCUGGAAACCUGACAGACCAAACUGAAGUCAGUGAUACACACCAAUCUGAGUUGAGUGUAAACGGUGCUGAUGAUUCUCCUUUCAAGCAGGACAUUUCAAAUCCUGAUGACAAAGAAGAUGAGCGUCCUGUGGAGGAAAGCAACUUUGAGACUUUAGAGCAGAAUAAUGAGGAUUAUCAUGUUUAUGAUACCAAGAAAGCACCAAUCAGCGACAUAGAAAGAGUAGACACUGCGCAAGGUCAGGUGUCUGAGGUGGAAGGCCAAGUAGAGGAUGAUGUAAAACCUAGUGAUGAACAAACAGAUCAUCAGGAGAAGGAAGGACUCUUUGAUAAAAUGGAGGAGAGUGAAUCCUCUUUACAAACCCUGCAAUCAGAAACAAAUGUUCCUUCUGAUUCCCAACAUCAGCAAAAUGACACAGGCUUCAACCCCCUUGGGAACAGAAGAAAACUGGGGUCUAGUCGCAGAAAUAGAGGAAGACGUCAUGUCAAGGACCCUGAUGCUGAAUCAUACCAUGAACCUACAGAGGAUGUUGUUGGAAAUACCAGGUAUAAUGAACCCCUUGAAAAAACAGAAAUGUCACUGACAAUAGAAACAGCAAUGCAGGAAAAAACAAGUGAAACCAUGCUGGAAGGAAUCGACAAAUUUGACACUACUGAGGGGGAAGAUGGUAGUGAUCAAGUUAAAGAAAAUGAACAUGGUGGCACACUUGUUGGCACUGAUUUACAUUCAAGUUCAACAGUAGAUCAACAGACAGUCAACCAAUCAAACAUCAUGGAGAUGCCAGAUAAGGAGCUUCCCAGUUUGUGUUCUGUAGCAGAAAAGGAAAUGGACGAGGACACAGAGCUGCUCGGGCAGUCAGGAAUUUUGCAGUCCAACAAUUUGGUGAGUGAGGGUGUAGAGUCGUCUAUCACAUCAGAGAUAACCACAGAUAAACAUGACCCCAGAGAGCAUACAGAGCCUGAAUACAGUGUUGAACAAGCAAUAUUUUCAUUGCUAAAAGAAGAGUUGCCCACAAAUGAGGAACAAAAUGAGCAUUUCAACUUGUCUGAAGUCAAUGGUGAUCAUCAGUCACAGGAUGCUGACAGUAAAGUGCAUGAGCAGGAGAUUGAGCUAACAGAAAUGCCUCAAACUGAAUACUCAUCUGAAAUGUUGAUACAUGAUGCCACAGAGAAUCCUGAAAUCAUUUCUGAAAACCUGACAGACCAAACCGAAGUCAGUGAUGCACAUCAAUCUGAGUUGAGUGUAAACAGUGCUGAUGAUUCUCCCUUCAAGCAGGAAAUUUUAGAUCCUAAUGACAAAGAGGAUGAGCAUCAUACAGAAGAAAGCAACUUUGAGACUUCAGAGCAGAAACAUGAAGAAUAUAAUGUUUAUGAUACCAAGACACCACCGAUCAGCAACAUAGAAAGAGUAGACACUGUACUUGGUCAGGUAUAUGAGAUGGGAUGCAGAGUAGAGGAUGAUAUAAAAUCUAGUGAUGAACAAACAGGUCAUCAGGAGAAGGAAGCAGUCUUCUCUGAAAUGGAGGAGAGUGAAUCCUCUUUACAAACCCUGCAAUCAGAAAUAAAUUCUCCUUUUGACUCUCAACAUCAGCAAAAUGAAACAGGCCUCAACCCCCUUGGGAACAGAAGAAAACUGGGUUCUAGCCGCAGAAAUAAAGGUAGACGUCAUGUCAAGGACUCUCAUACUGAAUCACACCACACACCUUCAGAGGAUGUUGUUGGAAAUACCAGAGAUAAUGAACCCCUUGAAACAACAGAAAUGUCAUUAACAACAGAGACAGCAAUGCAGGGAAAAACAAAUGAAACCAUGCUGGAAGGAAUCAACAAAUUUGACACUGCUGAGACUGAAGAUGUUGGUGAUCAAGUUAAAGAAAAUGCACUUGGCACUGAUAUACAUUCAAGUUCAACAGAAGAUCAACAGACAAUCGACCAAUUAAUUUUCAGGGAGAUGCCAGAUAAAGAACUUCCUGAUGUGUGCUUUGUGCCAGAAAAGGAAAGCAAGGAUAGAGACGAGGACACAGAAUUGUUGAGGCAUGAUGGAAAUUUACGGACCAACCUUUUAGUGAGUGAAUUACAUGAGAAUUCAGCAAAUUUAGAGUCCUCUAUCACAUCAGAGAUAACCGCAGAUAAACACAACCCCAGAGAGCAUACAGAGCCUGAAGUCAGAGGUGAUCAUCAGUCAGAGGAUGCUGUGAAUAUAGUGGAUGGACAGGAGGUAAAGCAAACACAAAUGCUAGAAAUGCCUCAAAUUGAACAGUCAUCUGAAAGGUUGAUACAUGAUGCCACAGAGAAUCUUAAAAUCACCUCUGGAGACCUUACAGACCAAACUGAAGUCAGUGAUACACACCAAUCCGAGUUAAUUAUGAGAAGUGCCAAUGAUUCUUCUACCAAUCAGGAAAUUUUAAAUCCUGAUGAGAAACAGGAUGAGCAUCAUACGAAAGAAAGCAAUACUGAGGCUUUAGAGCAUAUAAAUGAAGAUUAUCAUGUUUAUGAUACCAAGACACCACCGAUCAGCAACAUAGAGAGAGUAGACACUGCAUUCGGUCAGGUGUAUGAGAUGGAAGGCCAAUUAGAGGAUGGUAUGAAACCCAGUGUUGAACAAACAGGUCAUCAGGAAAGGGAAGGAGUCUUCUCUGAAAUGGAGGAGAGUGAAUCCUCUUUACAAACCCUACAAUCAGAUACAAAUGCUCGUGUUGAUUCUCAACAUCAGCAAAAUGACACAGGCUUCAACCCCCUUGGGAACAGAAGAAAACUGGGGUCUAGCCGCAGAAAUAGAGGAAGACGUCAUGUCAAGGACUCUGAUGCUGAAUCAUACCAUGAACCUACAGAUGAAGUUGUUGGAAAUACCAGGGAUAAUGAAUCCCUUGAAAAAACAGAAAUGUCACUAACAAUAGAGACAGCAGUGCAGGAAAAAACAAAUGAAACCAUGCUGGAAGGAAUUGACAAAUUUGACACUACUGAGGCUGAAGAUGUUACUGGUCAAGUUAAAGAAAAUGAUCAUGUUGUCACACUUGUUGGCACUGAUUUACAUUCAAGUUCAACAGUAGAUCAACAGACGAUCGACCAAUCAAAUGUCAGGGAGAUGCCAGAUGAAGAACUUCCCAGUUCGUGUUCUGUAGCAGAAAAAGAAAGCAAGGAAACAGACAAGGACACAGAGCUGCUCAAGCAGUCGGGAAUUUUACAGACCAACUAUUUAAUGAGUGAACCACAUGUGAAAUCAAGAGCUUUAGAGUCCUCGAUCACAUCAGAGAUAACCACAGAUAACCUCAGCUCCAGAGAGCAUACAGAGCCUGAAGUAAGAGGUGAUCAUCAGUCAGAGGAUGCUGAAAGUCACAUGCAUGAACAGGAGAUUAAGCCAGCAGAAAUACAUGAAAUCACGUCCGAAAUGUUGAUACAUGAUGCCACAGAAAAUCCUGAAAACCUUACAGACCAAACUGACAUGAGUGGCACACAGCAGUCUGAGUUCAUUUUGAAAAUCACCAAUGACUCUCUCACCAGUAAUGAAAUUUCAAGUUCUGAAAGCAAACAGGAUGAGCAUCAUAUGAAAGAAAGCAACGCUGAGGCUUUAGAGCAGAAAAAUGAGGAUUAUCAUGUUUAUGAUACCAAGAAAGCAACAAUCAGCGACAUAGAAAGAGUAGACACUGCGCAAGGUCAGGUGUGUGAGGUGGAAGGCCAAGUAGAGGAUGAUGUAAAACCUAGUGAUGAACAAACAGAUCAUCAGGAGAAGGAAGGACUCUUUGAUAAAAUGGAGGAGAGUGAAUCCUCUUUACAAACCCUGCAAUCAGAAACAAAUGUUCCUUUUGAUUCCCAACAUCAGCAAAAUGACACAGGCUUCAACCCCCUUGGGAACAGAAGAAAACUGGGGUCUAGUCGCAGAAAUAGAGGAAGACGUCAUGUCAAGGACUCUGAUGCUGAAUCACACCAUGAACCUACAGAGGAAGUUGUUGGAAAUACCAGGGAUAAUAAACCCUUGGAAACAUCAUUAACAAUAGAGACAGCAGUGCAGGAAAAAACAAAUGAAACCAUGCUGGAAGGAAUCGACAAAUUACACACUGCUGAGACUGAAGAUGUUGGUGAUCAAGUUAAAGACAAUGAGCAUGUUGUCACACUUGUUGGCACCGAUGUACAUUCAAGUUCAACAGUAGAUCAACAGACAAUGGGCCAAUUAAAUUUCAGGGAGAUGCCAGAUGAAGAACUUCCCAAUGUGUGUUCUGCACCAGAAAUAGAAAGCAAGGACAGAGACAAGGACACAGGAUUGUUAAGGCAGGAUGGAAAUUUACAGACCAACUUCUUGGUGAGUGAAUCACGUGUGGAAUCAGCAGAUUUAGAGUCCUCUAUCACAGCGGAGAUAACCACAGAUAAACACAGCCAGAGAAAACAUACUGAAAUUGAAUGCAUUGUUGAGCAAGCAGUCUUUUCAUCAUCAAAAGAAGAUUUGUCUACAGAUGAGGAACAUAAAGAGCCAAAAGUCAGAGGAGCUCAUCAUUUACAGGAUGCUGUAAAUGAAGAGGAGGUCAAGUCAACACAAGUGCAAGAAAUGCAUCAAAUUGAUAACUCCUCAGUUAUGGAGAUUGAAUCUUCUUUACAAACACUACAAUCAGAAAUGAAUACUCCUUUGGACUCCCAUCCUCUGGACAAUUCUCAGAGUAUCAAAGAGCAAACUCAGACAGGCUUCAGUUCCACAGGGAAUAGAAGGAAAUUGGGGUCAAGCCGAAGAAAUAAAGGACGACUGCAUGUCGAGGACACGACAAAAAUAUCUUUGGUAAUGGAGACAACGAGGCAGGAAGAAUUAAAAGAGCAACCCGGCCUAGACUUCAAAUCCGCUGGGGAAAUGAGAAAAAUUAGAUCGGCUGUAAAUGAUGGAGAAAACACAGACAAGAUCUUUGCAGAAGACACACUUUUGUCACAGAAUGUGAUGGACAACAGUACAAACUUGACAAGAGACAUUGCUUCAAGCUCAGGCAAACAUGACAUAGUCAAAUCCAAUAAGGAAGUCAGUGAUGAGGAAAAUAAGCUCAUGAAAGAGUGUGAUCAUUUAAAUCAGCUUACAGGAUGUGACACAGUUAAAACGGACUUGAUACAAUCACCAGAAGUCUCAGUUUGGAAAGACGAUGCAGACAUACAGAGUAUCUCUUAUCAUGAUGACAGCGUAACAGCCAGGUUAAUUGCUUCAGAUGCUCUUGAGCAAGAAGAAGCCUUUCAUGUCCAAAACACGGAAGCUUUACCCAGUGACAAAGAAAUUAGUAUGCAAAAGACAAAUGAUACAUUAGAAACUGUGAGAGAUGUCAUAAUAAAAGACUUAAGUACAGGAGGGGAGGGUUCAAUGUAUGUACAAGGUUCUGGACAGGAUGAGGAUAGAGAACAUUUUGAAGAUUCUAUGAAGAAAGAUCACGAAGACAGAGAAAUUAAUGUUGAACUGUUUUCUGCUGAACACAGCAAAACUGAUGCUCCAUCUGACAUUGGUCUUGAGGAAAAGUUAAGAGCAGCGCCAGCUAUGGAUGUGUCUGAGGAAAGUGGAAUUUCCAGCAAACAAGAAAAAACUUGGAGUGAAACUUUGCAAGUAGAACCCAAACAGAGGAGGAGAAAGAUGGGCUCUACUCGCCGGAGUCAACUCAAUAGAAAACCAGAGGAAAAGAGAACAGAAACAAUAGAUAGUGACUUUAACACAGAGGCUGACAUGAAAAAUCUUGACAAGAGGGGAGUAGUGGAGGAGUUACCAGUGACUGUAGCUGCAGAGGUGUCACCCAGUGAAAAAGCAAAACCAUCACUGAGUCCUGCCUCCCACAAUGAAGAAGUUGUUGAUCCUGUUAAGUUUGUUCAGGUAGCUGAUGUGAGGCAGAGUGAGAGAAAUGUAGAUGUUAGUGUGGAGCCAUCACAGAUAGAUGAUUUUACAGCCAUUGAGGUGGAUAUAGCAUCUGUGCUUGCUGGAGAUAACUCAAUAAAUCCAUUGCUCUCUCCUAAUACUGAAGACACUACAGAGGAGAGUUUUGUGUCUUUAUGUGAGACCACACAGAGUGCACAAAAUAAUGAGGAUAGGCCAGAGAGUGCAAGCGUUACAAAUAACCAAGCUCUGAAAUCAGCAGAGCAGCCUGAUGUGGCAGUUUUGGAUAUUGUGAAAUCUGAAGUCAGAGGAGGAACUGGAGAGGAGCAUUUGACUGCCCAGGCUAGUGAAGAAGAGCCAGACAACAUGAAUGAAGGAGCUCACAAUAAAAAUCCCGAGGGGAAGAACAGGAGAAGAAAGUUGGGUUCCUCCAGAAGGAAUCUCUCAUCGCGAACCAAGCGGGAAGACUUGCAUCAAAAGCAGGAAGUGGAUGAUGAGGCAACAGAGGCUGCAACUAAUGUGGGAGAUGUAAAGACUGAAAGUUUGUCAGGCAUCAUUGAAGAUGAGGAGCAGCUUCACGUGGCAGACAAAGACAUUGGCUCUGAAGAAAGGAAAGAAACAGUGUUUGAAACAGAGGAGCAUGGCCACACUGGUGAGUCUCAAGAAAAUCCUGUUUCUGGUGGCCAACUAGUGGAAACAGAGCAUCAACCAACUCCAAAUGAUCCCUCUGCCAUAUCAUCGUCUUCACCCAAACAAGAUUCAGUGUCAGAAUUGGCAUCUAGUGGGAAAAGAAGAAAAAUGGGAUCUCACCGGAAGUCACAUGGACACCAAAACAAUGAAAACCAAACUGCAGGAGGGGACAGAAUAACAGAUACACAAAAUGGGCAAGAUGUCAGAGGUACCCGGGAUCAAAGUGCCAUCAAGACAACUGAAGAGCUGAGAGAAAAGUCCUUGGGCCUGGACAAAAUACCAGAGGUUGAUGAAAGUGACAAGACACCAUCAUCUAACAUCAGCACCUCAAAGGAAGGAGAGCACUCGAGGCCUGUGAGUGACAAGACGCCUCAACCAGUGACUCCAAUUCAACACCGUUCUGCUGAUAUCCGCCUGGGUCAAGAGAGUCAGACGAAGUUCUCUCUGGCAGGUAAUGCCAGAGCAGCAGAUCUUAGAUCUAACGCUUACAAUGUGAUGAUGAUUGGAGACAGCAGUGUGGGCAAAACCUCCUUCAUAAAAAGAGCUCAAAGUGGAAAGUUUUCUUUAGAUUUACCCGCCUCUGUUGGUCUGGAUUCCUGCAUGUGGACUGUGGUAGUGGAAGGAAAACCUGUGGUGCUGCAGCUGUGGGAUACUGCUGGUCAAGAAAGGUUUCACAGCAUCACAAGACAGAUUUUCCACAAAGCCCAGGCAUUUCUCCUGAUGUAUGACAUCACUUGCUCUCAGAGUUUUUCUGCAGUCAGCUACUGGGCAAGCUGUAUUCAGGAAGAUGCUGCAGAGGACGUGAUGGUUUUACUUGUUGGGAAUAAGAGUGAUUGUGCAAAGCAGCAGGUAAAAACUCAGGAGGCGAAAAGUCUCGCUAAGGAAUACAACUUUGAAUUCAUGGAGUGCAGCGCUGCCACAGGUGAAAAUGUGGUUCAGUCUUUGGAAACUGUAGCCAGGAUGUUGUGUCAAAGAGAUGACACAAGAGAGGAGGCCAUAGUGUUACACAAAGAGCCCCAAAAGAAAAAAUCAUCAGGAUGUUGCUGAACGAGACGUGUGUCUGAAAAGUCGGUGAAGAAAUCCUGCUCACAGUGGACACACACAACUGGCUGAACUGGCUUUUCAAAGAUGAAAACUGGUACUCAAACCAUCUUUGUUCUUAAUAGUUUUUAUCAUAAACUAUAUUCAUUUACACAAAAGUAUACAAGUUGAAUUUCCUUUUCACACUUACCUUCAGAUGUUUUAUUAUUCUACCAAGCCUUAUCUUGACAAUCUAGAGGACUGUUUAAAGGGACAGUAACCCCCAAAUCAAAAAUAGGUAAAGUAUACUGUUCCACUUUUGGAAAUGGAGCAUUUUCAGAUGAGAGAGGAAGCCACAGAGGUUUUCGAUUUGAUGUGCGCUCACCCUACAUACCAUACUGUAGAGAUGAUGCAUGCUUUUUUCACUGACCAGUUUUAAGUGAUCAGAGGAAUAAUUAACACAAAUGGCUAAUGGAUUUCUUUUUAAUCAUUUUGUGUGUUUUAUCUUUUCUUCUUCCUCUCUGCAAUAAUGAAGCUUCACUCUACUGGUGCAAUCCAAAUGAUCACAUCAAGUCAAUAUUUGUACAGUCUUGUUACAGGUAUUUUCAUUUCAGGAUUCAUUAACCAAUCUCACUGAGAAACUAAACUUUGAGUAUUUAAGCCUGCAGAAAUGUUUCUCAGGUACUCAGCUGAAAAAAAGAAGCACCCACAAAGAGUAUCCUUAAUAUUGUACAGCUAUUAAGUACUUGUUCUAUCAUGUCUAUACUUAAAGGAACUUUAUAAUGUUACUUUUAUCAUACAAAUGUAUAUUAAAUGUUGCUUUAAAUUUCACUGCUGCUAAAUCUUAACAAGCAAAUUACCACUUGGAAGUUACAAAACAUGGUAUCAAAGUGCUAUUAUCACUUUUUUUUUGUAGAAUAUUUCGGUGUUUACAAGCAACUUGUGCAAUACGCCUGUGAACAAGAGCAUCCUUUCAUUGUUGUAGCUGUUAAGUUCAGUGUUAUUCUGUUAUUACAUUAAGUUAUGAUUUUGUACAUUUACUAUCUGUUCUAAAUGAACGGCGUUGGCACCACUCCAGUCGUCACACAGCUGCCAGAUAAUCAUAAAUACAUUUCAUGCCUCUAUAAUUAAAGACAGAGGUAGUAAAAUAAAUAACUAUACGUUUAAUUUAUCUCUGUGUAUUUCUGUAUUACUGGUGUGGUUAAAUACCUUUAAUCAGAUUGUUUUAAUGUUUUGCCUCAUGCUUAAUAAACCUCCAGAAUGGCGA